Molecule: messenger RNA, 3288 nt
Organism: Notechis scutatus (mainland tiger snake)
Lineage: Eukaryota; Metazoa; Chordata; Lepidosauria; Squamata; Elapidae
Gene: LRP8
Product: LDL receptor related protein 8
Cellular component (GO): signaling receptor complex; plasma membrane
Molecular function (GO): protein binding; calcium ion binding
Source: RefSeq, a predicted model, not a curated record
AAAUGCACACACGGCGGAGGAAGCAUCCGCCCGCCCGCAGUUAACAGUCUGCAAAAGGUAGCGCGCGUGGGGGCUGCAUGCGACCAGCGGCGUCGUGGGGUCGAGAGGGAAAAAACGCGCGAUGUAUCGGCCAGCUCUGACCAGGCUGCUGCUCUUGCAUCUGCUCCUGAUCAAGCUCCACAGCGCCAGAGGCUCCGGGAAGGAGUGCGAAGAGAACCAGUUUCAGUGCCGGAACGAGCGGUGCAUCCCUUCCAUUUGGAAAUGUGACGAGGACGACGAUUGCUUGGAUAACAGUGACGAAGCAGACUGCCCCAAGAAGACUUGUGCAGAGUCUGAUUUUACCUGCAACAAUGGCCACUGCAUCCCAUCCAGAUGGAAGUGCGAUGGGGAAGAGGAAUGUUCAGAUGGAUCAGAUGAAUCUGAAUCAAUGUGCACAAAACAAGUAUGUCUAGCUGAAAAAAUUAGUUGUGGAGACUCCAGCAAUAAAUGCAUUCCUGCAUCUUGGAAAUGUGAUGGAGAAAAAGACUGUGAAAGUGGAAUUGAUGAAGCUGGUUGCACUAACAUUUGUUCUUCAAGUGAAUUCCAGUGCAGCAACAAGACCUGCAUAGCCACAAUCUUCGUCUGUGAUGGUGACGAUGAUUGUGGGGAUGGCAGUGACGAGAGGAAGUGCCCUCCCUUCACUUGCAACCCGAAUGAGUUCCAGUGCAACAAUAGCCUGUGCAUCCCACAGAUUUGGGUCUGUGACAAACAGCCUGAUUGUGAGGACCUCUCCGAUGAGUCCAUGGAGAGGUGUGGGUACAAACUCAAACCCCAAAUCGUGAACACCUGUGCAGCACAUGAGUUCCAGUGUGGCAAUGGGGAAUGUAUCCAUUUGAAUUGGAAAUGUGAUGGAGAUGAGGACUGCAAAGACAAGUCAGAUGAACAAGAUUGUUCCUUGGUGACCUGCAGCCCUGAUGAAUUCCAGUGUGGUGAUGGGACCUGCAUCCAUGGAGCUAAACAGUGCAACAAAGUGCACGAUUGCCCUGACAACAGUGAUGAAGCUGGCUGCGUUAAUGAGGCGGCGUGCGAGAGUCCCACCAAAUUUCAGUGUAAAAGUGGAGAAUGCAUAGAGGAAGUCAAGGUGUGCGAUUCACAAAGGGACUGCAGGGACUGGUCCGAUGAGCCUCUAAAAGUUUGUGAUGUGAAUGAAUGUGCCCUGAACAAUGGUGGUUGCUCCCACAUUUGCAAGGACUUGAAGAUUGGCUAUGAAUGUGAAUGUCCUCCUGGAUACAAGCUUAUGGACAAGAAAACGUGUGGAGAUAUAGAUGAAUGUGAGAAUCCAGAUGCGUGUAGCCAGAUCUGCAUUAACUACAAGGGGGACUAUAAAUGUGAAUGUUAUGAUGGUUAUGAGAUGGACACCCUGUCUAAAAACUGCAAAGCCAUAGGAAAGAGCCCAUAUCUUGUUUUCACAAACCGCCACGAAGUACGCAAGAUUGACCUGGUGAAAAAGGAUUACUCUCGCAUCAUCCCCAUGCUGAAGAAUGUGGUUGCUUUGGAUGUGGAAGUGGCAACCAACAGGAUAUACUGGUGUGAUUUAUUCUACAGGAAGAUAUACAGUGCCUACAUAGAUAAGGCCAGUGACACAGCUGAGCAGAUGGUUCUGAUAGACAGCCAGUUACACUCCCCAGAAGGUCUGGCAAUGGAUUGGGUCCACAAGAACAUUUAUUGGACAGAUUCAGGCAACAAGACCAUUUCUGUAGCCACAGCUGACGGGCAUAAGAAGAGGACACUUUUCAGUACUAACUUAAGUGAACCCAGAGCUAUUGCAGUGGAUCCCAUUCGGGGAUACAUGUAUUGGUCUGACUGGGGAGACAUAGCAAAAAUUGAGAAAUCUGGCUUGAAUGGUAUGGAUCGUCAAGUGCUCGUGACAGACAACAUUGAAUGGCCCAAUGGAAUCACACUGGAUUUGCUGAAUCAACGUCUCUACUGGGUUGAUUCCAAGUUGCACUUGCUUUCAAGUGUAGAUUUCAAUGGGAGCAACCGGAAAGUUCUCAUCUCUUCUGUGGACAACCUGAGCCACCCAUUUGGACUGGCUGUGUUUGAGGACAGAGUAUUCUGGACGGACUUAGAGAAUGAGGCAAUCUUCAGUGCUAAUAGGCUAAAUGGUCUCGACAUUUCUAUUUUGGCAGAGAACCUCAAUAAUCCUCAUGACAUUGUAGUUUUUCAUGAACUAAAGCAACCUAAAGCUCCAGAUGUUUGUGAACUUCAUUCUCUGCCAAAUGGAGGGUGUGAAUACCUGUGUCUCCCAGCACCACAAAACUCUCCACACUCGCCCAAAUACACAUGUGCUUGUCCAGACAAUAUGUGGUUAGGCCCUGACAUGAAAAAGUGUUAUAAAGAGCUUCCAGCUACUUCAACUGAAUUGCCUACUACUGCUGCUACUCCUACAACAUCAAGAAGUUACCUUCUGAACUUUACGGCUAUUACUACUGACAGUAUGACUACCACAACUGACAACGUUAGUACGGAAGGAUCAGAAACUACAGCACAAGUCUUUCUCAGCAUGACAAGCCUUCAUUCAAUCACAGUGACGUCCAGCCCAGCUGACAGUAACAUGGCAACAGGAAAUAGCAAUCUCUUCCAGCACUAUGCUAACAAUGGGCAGGUUUUUGGCUCAACUGUGAUGGCAGCCGUUAUCGGAAUUGUUGUUCCUAUUGUGGUGAUCGGCUUGCUAUGCACAGGUGGGUAUCUCAUCUGGCGAAACUGGAAGAGGAAAAAUACAAAAAGCAUGAAUUUUGAUAAUCCUGUGUACAGGAAGACAACAGAAGAAGAGGAUGAAGAUGAAAUCCAUAUUGGUCGAACAGUACAGAUUGGUCACGUGUACCCAGCACGUGUGGCAUUAAGUCUAGAAGAUGAUGGGCUACCAUGAAGAAUAAACCUACUCCAUUUCCAUGGUUAAUGGAUCAAAAGAAAUGCACUGAACCUGUCUACUGUGGUUAAUGGAAUCCACCUUCUUCUCUUUCCUUCUCCUCUCCUUUAUAUUUAUGUUGCAAAAGGGUAACCACAAAGUUGUAAUGAACUGCAAACAUCCAAAGGAUGUGAGAGUUUUGUAUGUAUAAUCUUUUAUACACCCUUUUAACUUCUUGCACUAUCCAUCUGUAAUAGUGAGGAGCCUACUCUACUACUGAAUGCUGCCAGCCCAACCCAAGGAUCAGCAGCUUACACAUCAUUUCUAAAAAUUAUAUUUAUAGAUGUUUUGUAAAUAUGUCAAGCAUACUUUGUGGCUGUCUUAUCAAUAUACAGACAGAA